AGGCAUCCCUGCAUUUAUCUUCCAAUUUUAGGUAUUUUAUUAAUGCAUUUCAGCGCUGUUGCAUAUUUUGAGAGGUUUUGGCACAAAAAUUUCAGCUCUCCCUCCAAUGUUCUCUUCCCAUUCCAAUUCGAUUGAAACUGGAGUCAUGGCCAUCACCAUUUCGGCAGCCUUCUGAUACUGAUUCUAGUCCUCUGUACAGAACGAUCUCUAAUUUGAUAAAAGAACUGAGAUUUUUGAGCUACGCGUUUUAAUAUUACUGAAUUUCUCGCUGGAUUGAAGAACAUUUUGACUCAUGUGAAUGGAAGGCUGGGAGCAGAAAUAAGUCAGAAGAGCAUUCAGGAAUCAUUUGGUGAGGUGAUAUGGAGUGUAACAGAGAUGAAGCGCUCAGGGCCAAAUCAAUUGCUGAGACGAAGUUUGAACAGAAAGACUUUGUUGGUGCAAAAAAGUUUGUCCUCAAAGCACAGGCAUUGUUUCCGGGGCUUGAAGGUCUUUCCCAGUUGUCAACAGUCCUUGAUGUGUAUAUAUCUGCGGAAAAUAAGAUAAAUGGAGAAGUUGACUGGUAUGGAGUUCUGGGUGUGAGCCCCUCUGCAGAUGAUGAAACUGUGAGGAAACAGUACAGGAAAUUGGCUCUUAUACUUCACCCUGAUAAAAACAAGCAUCUAGGUGCCGAUGGUGCAUUUAAACUCCUCUCAGAGGCUUGGAGCUUGUUGUCUGAUAAAGGUAAUAGAUUAAUGUAUAACCAGAGGAGAAGUUCAACAAGAGGAGGAACUCAGCAAAAAGCUCCAGUGCAUUCCAGUGCCCCCACCCGAGCAAAUGGGUUUCAUAAUAACCUCAGUGGUAAUGCUAGUGUGCCACCUACUUCUCUCCGCCCUCCGUCAAAACCAAGAAACGACACUUUUUGGACCAUUUGCCGCCGGUGCAACAUGCACUAUGAGUAUCUGAAAGUAUAUCUCAACCAAACGCUCCUUUGCCCCAAUUGUCGCGAGGCAUUCAUGGCCAAAGAGAUGCCUCCACCUCAUUCAGUCCCUCGGCCACAACAUCCAAUGAAUUCAGUAAGAACUGCCACACAUGGAAAACCACCAACAGGCAGUCAUAGUUCUGCUAACGGGCGGGCGCCACAUCCUGGAAAGGCUGGAUUUGGUGAAAGCACUGAUCCCUCAAUUGCGGUUAAAGCAGCAAAUGUCGUACAGCUGGCACACGAGAGAAUGAAAAGAGAACGUGAGGGUUCACAGAAUGCUUAUGACUCUGUUUUGAAAAAUGAAACUCUCAGUAAAAAGAUGAGACUAGGCGAAGAGAGUAAUCGGCACGCCUCAAAUCCAACACAUUGUUUUUCAGGUCGGCAUACAAGGGAAUUGACACCACAUGAGACUAACAAGAUUCUGAUGGUGAAAGCUAAGAAGGAGAUUCUCAAAAAGUUGAGUGUGUGGAGAUCAGAAACUGUGCGCAAGGUGGCUCCAGGUAAAGAGAAAGAGAAGGUUAAAGAGAAAAAGAAUGGAAAAGAAAAGAGCAACAACAAGAAUGGAAAAUUGAAUUUGUCUUCUGUGAAAGAAGUGGAUGAUUUGAAAUCUCCUGCUUCUGUUGAUGAGCACGUGGACAAGGAAGAUCCUACAGCAGCAACUAUGAGUGUUCCGGAUCCAGAUUUUCAUAAUUUUGACCUGGAUAGAACUGAAACUUGCUUUCAAGAGAAUGAAGUUUGGGCAGCAUACGAUGAUGAUGAUGGCAUGCCCCGUUUCUAUGCCUUGAUCCAUAAGGUUUUGUCAGUGAAACCCUUCAAACUGAAACUUAGUUGGCUUAACUCAAAAACCAAUACCGAAUUCGGUCCGAUAAAAUGGGUAUCAUCGGGUUUCUACAAAACGUGUGGUGAAUUCAAAGCUGGAAGAGCUGAACAGAGCAAGUCUCUUAAUGCUUUCUCACACAAGGUUAAGUUUUCCAAGGAACCUCAUGGAGCUGUUCACAUUUUCCCACAGAAAGGGGAGGUGUGGGCUCUUUUUAGAAACUGGUCUCCCGACUGGAAUGAGCAGACCCCUGACGAAGUGAUACACAAGUAUGACAUGGUAAUAGUACUCGACGACUAUGAUCAGGCAAAUGGUGUCUCGGUUUCUCCACUUGUUAAGGUCAGUGGUUUCAAGACGGUGUUUCAUCCUCAUGCUGACCUCGAAAAGGUAAAACCAAUACCAAAAGAAGAGAUGUUUCGUUUCUCUCAUCAGGUUCCGAGCCAUGUGCUAACGGGCGAGGAAGGUCCAAAUUCUCCAAAGGGUUACGUAGAGCUGGACCCUGCCGCCACUCCAUUGGAACUUCUUCAGGUAAUAACAACAGAUGCUACUGAUGAGGUGCAAACAAUGCAGAAGAAAGGAGACGUUACAGAAGAUGUUAAUUAAGGAAUUGCAAAGUUAGAUUGGGGAUUUAGAUAGACAUGAUGAAUUAUUCAUUUUGAAAUAUAAGUCUCUAGCUAUUGAAUGUUUUUGGACCAUUCAAGGAUGACUGUAGUUGAAGGAGAUUAUAUGAGGUGCCGAAGCAGAAGAAGAAAGAAAACAAGAUGGAUGUAUGCUUUUGUGAAUGGAGGUAACUCUUAACACCAUGAUGUUUUUUGGUACUGCAAAGAGAUCUCAAGUUAAGAUUGUGUUAUGAUAGCUGGGUUUUUUGUGUUAUGGUUUUUUAUAUGGGAUGGCCUUUUGACAAGAUGAUAAAACAAUUAUGUUGAU
Cuscuta campestris is the source of this 2702-nucleotide messenger RNA. Lineage: Eukaryota; Viridiplantae; Streptophyta; Magnoliopsida; Solanales; Convolvulaceae. The record is from the annotation of a GenBank genome assembly.